AUAACAUGUAAAUACCAAGGCAAGCUGGUAGGCUAUAGCCUAUACAAUUUUAUUAUUUUAAAGUGUCACCAAUGAACUAUUUCCUUUGCAGUCUCUGAGCUUUCCUGGUGAUUUGUUUUGUUUCCAGUCAGAUAUCGGAACCUCAAAAGAGCUCGAUUUCACCUCAGCUGAAACUCUUCCCGCAUAAAUGCUUUAACAUAUUUAACUUCGUCGUCAUUAUGUUAUUUUGAGAGCUCGCUAACAAAAUAGACGUCUCAACACACUAAAGGCAUUCUCAUUUAUGAGCUGGGAUCGGCUGUGCCCUCAUCAUCAUACUUACCCGAGGGCCUCCCGGUGUCCAGUUUGGCCCUGCUGAUCCUGCUGCUCAUUCCCUGCGUGCUUCUGCUCCUGCUGAUCAACUGCCUGUUUGUGGGGUACAAGCUGUUCCGCAUGACCCUGAGGAAGAGAGACCGCUGCGGCUCGGAAAUCUCGCUCAUGCACUCGUCGUUUUCCACCCGCCAGAGAAUCACCCGCUUCUCUGAUGAGCCUCUGUUAGCUCCAAACAGAAAGACCAACUACGUCCCGGUCUCGGAACCGAUGCUGGCGCCUCCCAUUACCUCGUCCUUGACCUCAUCAGCGGAGAGAAGGGCCACCGGGCAGCGCGCCAGGUUUCUACGCCCGGAUGGGGCAACUUACGCCGGGUCCGAGUCACUGCGUGCGCGCGUGCCGGACUGGAGGACGAGCGCCCCGGCGCUGCUGCAGUCCAGUGAUUCGGACACGGAGCGGGUCAACACGGUGCCCCCGAACUCUCCAGCGCUGUAUGUGCCUCGAAACAGGUUCUCAAUGCCGAUGACUUCCAUGCGUAGAAGCAGCACCAUGGAGCUGGAGAACGCUCCUCUGGAUAAGAUCCAUGUGGAAUACGAGUCCGCCAGCAUCAUCCUGCCGGAGAUUUCCUGCUAUGUGGCAUCGUCAAGCCCCUCGGCUCGAGGUUCUGGACUGGAUAGUGACUUUGGAGCCAGUGCAGGUGUUUCUCUGCGUAUCCUUUCUGUGGACAGUGAUGGUUUCCCGGGCUCUGCCUGGGCGUCCGCCCUGGAAUGGGAUUACUACGACCCAAGUUACGUCACUCAGAAUCACAUACCAAAGCACAGACCUCACGCACCCCCCAUCACUACCAAACAGUACUGGGUCUAGAGCCUGAACAAGAACUUCAGAACAAGACUCAGAUCAGCCAUUCUUAUUCUAGAACUUCAGUCGAGCCGAGUCUUGUUUUCUGACUGGUUUCAGUGCACUUAAAAAUGUUCACUUGCUGUUUUAACUGCAAUACAUCACGUCUUAUUGUCAAAGCACACACAAUCAAGAAAAAAAAAAAAAAGUCUUCACGAUCACCGCUUACUUCUGCAGCAACUCCAAACAGGUUUGUUCGGAUUAUAAUUGUUUUUGUCUAGAAUCACUACACUGUUGCUCUCACUUUAUCAAAGCAUUUGUUUAACACUUUUUGAUUUGUCACUAUUUGUAUGUUUGCACUCGAAUCUUAGCAUGGAGUUACUUAAGUCUUCAGAAGAGGCUGUUUGUGUCCUUCAUUUUGCCACCCUACACAUUCUUGUAUUUGUAAACAAAUUUCAAUUGUGCCUGAAUUUAAUAAAGUUUUUAAAAAAGGUGUCAUUUUAUUGCUGUAGACUUCUAAUAAAACUAUAAUAAAUUAACAAUAGUGUUUCUUAGCAAGAUGAGUUUUCCUAUAUUUAUUGGAAUUUAUACUAUGUGAACAAAAUCUUCAUAAAACAUGCAAGUUAGAGAAAAAAAAGAAAAAAAGUGCUCUUCACAAAACAAUUUUCUUCAAACCAGCCUCUGGUUUGCAUUGAUAUUAAUAGAUAACUUGUUUUCAAAU
Molecule: messenger RNA, 1864 nt
Organism: Carassius auratus (goldfish)
Lineage: Eukaryota; Metazoa; Chordata; Actinopteri; Cypriniformes; Cyprinidae
Gene: hwa
Product: huluwa
Exons: 4
Coding region: 430-1170 (246 amino acids)
Source: RefSeq, a predicted model, not a curated record